UCUUUUAGAGAUCCAUGAUUGAUCAGGGAAUUGCAGACCAAUUGAAGUUGAAAAAUGUCAAAAGUGUGAUAAAUAACGAGCAAGAAAUUCAGAAUGAAUCUGUGCCGACUCUCCGAAUGUCGAGCCUAAGUCUUGAAGAAAAAGAAGAAAACUCCCCGGAGGGUGAUAAUUCAGGAGAUAAAAAUAUACUUGAAUGUAAAGAAGACCAAGAAAUUUUUGAUGAUUCUACAAGUAAUGGUCAUAGUAUUGACUUAAAAAUGACUCAAUCACAGAAAUCAACGAGUCCUGGAAGCUUUUCUCACAAUGUUAGCUUCUGCAAGAAGAAUUCUUCUACAUCCAACAAUGGAGGUAUGAAUGCUAGGCACUCGCUGAACUACAAAUAGUGUAUCUUUCUCUCCUUUGCAGGCAAGAUAUGCAAACCAUUGCUACAAAAAGUAUAGUGGCGAUUUCCAGAAUGAACAUGCUUAUAAGAAUUGUUAUCAAAGAGGAUCAUUGCCUAAUGAUUCAGAGCAUUUUCAAAACCAACUCUAAGCAAGACAAUGGAGACCUGGGAAGAGCCUAAAGAGCCUGAGCUUGACCUUACAAUAUUCAAGACGGAAAAGUGUGCUAUAGAGGGAAAACAUAACCCUAAGCACUGAAAAUAUUACCACUCUGCAAAGGAUCGCAGAAGAGUUAAUACUAAUUAUACUUCAGACUUAUGAAAGUUUGCUGAAACUGGUAGAUGCUUGAAGGGUGAUGACUGCAAGCUCUCUCAUAGCAAUGUUGAGAGGCUCUACCACCCUCAAAAAUACAGGACUAAAUUUUGAGAUACUUUUGGCUAUGAUACAUCAAGAUGUGAUUACGGUAGUUAUUGCUCAUUUGCUCACACAGUUUCUGAAAUCAAAAUUCAGAUGAUUCAUAAAAAGCCCAAGGACGAUGACUUCUACAAGUACUAUUUUAAGACUGAAUGGUGUCCGUUUAGAAAGGACCAUCACAAAGCUGACUGUGUAUAUGCUCAUAACUGGCAGGAUUUCAGGAGAAAUCCUAAACUGUUCAGCUAUUGUAGCACCAAGUGUGAAAAUUGGAAGUCUGCUCGAUACAUCACACAGUACUCUGAAGGGUGUAAAGACAUGGAAAAUUGCAAAUAUAGCCAUGGCUGGAAGGAAGAAGUUUAUCAUCCAAGCGUCUAUAAACGCUCUCCUUGCAAAGAGGCUAGAUGUGCUCAAGUCUUGAGGAAGGAGUGUCCUUACUAUCAUAAUUAAAGAUAUAAAAUCUAAAAACUUUGAGGAUACACCAAGUGAGCCUUUUGCACUCAAACUUGGAAAUAUUAAUCACCAAAAAGAACUAGAAAUUGUUCAACAAAGACAGGAGGAGAUUAGGAUGAUGAGCUCAUAUAGCCAAUAUGGCCAGCCAUAUUACGCACAAUAUCAACAAGUUUAUUGGCAAAGUUCUAUGCCUCCAGCUCCUAUAUCGUAUGAACAAUCUCCGAUGAUAUAUUACCCACCUCAGCAAAAUCAAUAUGCCAUGGCCCAAAAUCAGUACUAUUAUCCUCCUCAAGUUGUUCCUCAGAGUUCUAAACCGACGGUAUCUUGCAAAAGUUCACAAAAUGUUGCUAAAUUGAAGAGGAAAAAUACAGAUUAUUAUCCCAAGAACUGGAAGAAAGAUCUAGUUCCAGAUAAUUCUCUUGGAUCAAAGUCUCCAUCGAUCCCUCAAAAUUAUGGAGGCACGAGCUUUGGGCAAAUUUCAGCCCCUGCUGAUCAUCUAGAGAGUGCCUUGGCCCCCUCUAGCAGGGACAAAAAAUUUGUGGCAGACACAAACAUCAGAAAAUUUACGAUUGAUGAACAGCCGAGUUUUAACUUUUCCAGAUGCGAUUUUCCUGUGAAAAGUCCCGAAGAAGAAAAAUUAGAACAAAGACUUUGCGAACAAUUUCAAAGCAAUCCUAAUUUUAUUGAUUACGAGGACCAAACUGAUCAGCCUUUUGAUGGCUUCGCUACUAGCGAUUACUCAGAAACUCAUCUGUUUGGGCAGUUUCAAGCCCAAGAUGAUGAGUUUUAUGAAGAAGGUGUAUCUUCUUCAGGUCCGAUUCUUAAUCAUCUUUUCCAGGCUGAAAAGCCUGAGGUCUAAAUUAUUCUCCUUUGGAAAAUUAUUCCCAAAGAUUACUAAUGAUGCCUACUUCUUCACGUGAAGGCAAACGGACAUUAGAAAGAUCUAGAGGAAUAUUCAAUGAAAUCAUUAUUAAAUUCGUUCUAAUACAUGUUAAAGUUUGUUAAAUUUUUUUUCAGGACCGACCGGCUUCACAAACUUCUGAGGUUACCUCAAUGGUAACUUGCUAGUGUACCCUCUUACUCCAGAGAAUAUUCUCCUAGGAAAUGAAGCUAAAUAAAAUUUUAUGACUUUUAGCAAGACAAAGCUUCCAAAUUCUUCAAAAUCCCUUCAAUUUCCCUCCUUAUUUCUAACACCAAAAGUAAAAUUUC
This is a messenger RNA of Moneuplotes crassus, 2453 nucleotides long. Lineage: Eukaryota; Ciliophora; Spirotrichea; Euplotida; Euplotidae. The record is from the annotation of a GenBank genome assembly.